Molecule: messenger RNA, 1521 nt
Organism: Haplochromis burtoni (Burton's mouthbrooder)
Lineage: Eukaryota; Metazoa; Chordata; Actinopteri; Cichliformes; Cichlidae
Product: ubiquitin-conjugating enzyme E2 Q2
Exons: 13
Coding region: 108-1244 (378 amino acids)
Source: RefSeq, a predicted model, not a curated record
GUUCUCACGCUAAUAUGCGAGAUCCGUACAGCCGAUUCGACUGCGCGGUCGCAUUCCGCCCCGACUUCCCCUCUGCCAGCGGCCUGGUGGUUUGAGAUGAGUAGAAGAUGUCGGUUUCGGGGCUGAAGGCCGAACUGAAGUUUUUGGAGUCAAUCUUUGACCCAAACCACGAACGAUUCAGAAUAAUAGACUGGAAACCCGAUGAACUCAGUUGCCAAUUCAACGUAACAAGGGAGAAGCUGCUGAUCAUCCACUGCAACAUCACGGAAUCCUAUCCCUCAACGCCACCAAUAUGGUUUGUCGACUCUGAUGAUCCCAGUCUGGCUGAAGUGUUGGAGCGCCUAGAAGAUGUGAGGAAAGGCAGCACAUUGCUUCUACAGCAGUUGAAGCGCCUUAUUUGUGAUCUCUGUCGUCUUUACAACCUGCCACAACAUCCAGAUGUAGAAAUGCUGGACCAGCCUCUACCAGCUGGCCCGAUCACCCAAGACAGAAAACACGGGUUAUCAGGUGACGUGACAUCUGAAGAGGAAGAAGAAGACGAAAUGGGAGAGCAGGAUAUUGAUCUGGACCAAGACCUGGACCAUUACGAAAUGAAAGAAGAGGAGCCGGUGGAUGGAAAAAAGUCAGAAGAUGAAGGGAUAGAAAAAGAAAAUCUGGCUAUCUUGGAGAAAAUCCGUAAAAAUCAGAGACAAGAUCACUUGAAUGGUGCAGUCUCUGGCUCAGUGCAAGCCUCAGACCGCCUAAUGAAGGAACUCAGGGAGAUCUACAGGUCACAGAGUUACAAGACAGGUAUUUAUUCAGUCGAACUAGUCAAUGACAGCCUUUAUGAAUGGCAUGUGAAGUUAAGGACGGUAGACCCAGAUAGUCCAUUACAUAGUGACUUGCAGGUCUUAAAAGAAAAGGAAGGAGUGGAUUACAUUUUGCUCAAUUUCUCUUAUAAAGAUAAUUUUCCCUUUGACCCACCUUUUGUACGGGUUGUCUCGCCUGUGCUCUCUGGAGGUUAUGUUUUAGGGGGAGGAGCAUUGUGCAUGGAACUUCUCACAAAACAGGGCUGGAGCAGUGCCUAUUCCAUAGAAUCUGUCAUUAUGCAGAUAAAUGCAACUCUGGUUAAAGGAAAAGCCAGGGUGCAGUUUGGAGCCAAUAAGAACCAGUACAAUCUUGCCAGAGCACAACAGUCAUACAAAUCCCUGGUUCAGAUUCAUGAAAAGAAUGGUUGGUACACACCACCUAAAGAGGAUGGAUAAGGAGCUUCUACCACUAUGCACCGGGAACAUGUCUUUGAGUCGUCUUGCUUUCUUUGGAAUAUUUUCCCUCUCUGACUUACUGGGAAUAUAUCAUCGUUCUCACAGAAACCAUCUCGUGGCUCAUUUGACAAAUAUUCCCGUCACCUCGCUCCAGGAAAGACUUUAUUCCGGUCUCACUUUGCUUCUCCCCCUCAGUGUUUUAGUGAGGAGGAUUAUGUGAGGUUAUCACUAGUUCUGUUUUCUAAAUAUGCUCAUUUGUCUUUUGAAAACAAACAAA